AUGGCGAAAUCAAUUCGUAGCAAGUGGAAACGAAAAUGCAGAGCUAUCAAACGGGAGCGUUACGCUGUCAAAGAGUUAGCCAGAUUAAAGAAGAUGCUUGGUGUUAAAGAUGAAGACAAACAGCCCGAUGAGGUUAUGGACUCGGAGCAGGUAAUAUUCUUGGACGCUGGACAGAUUGGAAAAAAGAACAAGAAGAAGGAAAAGCCAGCGCCCGAAGCGGACGAGGACGUUGAAAUGAGCUCGGAUGAAGAGAAUGUGGAAGUGGCUGGCGAUGGUGGGGAAAAGCGAAUCUACAGCACGAAAACCUUGAAAGACCAGAAUGGCCAGUACCCAGUGUGGUUGCACAAGCGAAAGAUCGCGAAAAUGAACAAAGUAGGCAAGAAGAACAUGAAAAAACGCUCGAAGAAACGGAGGAGA
Iphiclides podalirius (scarce swallowtail) is the source of this 417-nucleotide messenger RNA. Lineage: Eukaryota; Metazoa; Arthropoda; Insecta; Lepidoptera; Papilionidae. The record is from the annotation of a GenBank genome assembly.